This is a messenger RNA of Peniophora sp. CBMAI 1063, 699 nucleotides long. Lineage: Eukaryota; Fungi; Basidiomycota; Agaricomycetes; Russulales; Peniophoraceae. The record is from the annotation of a GenBank genome assembly.
AUGAGCAUGCCAAACGAUGGGCGUGAAUGGGAGCCGUGGCUAUGGCUUCCUGAUCAUUCUGCUGUAGACAGCCACCAAGAAAUAUAUAACACCAUCUCUGCCGACUAUAGCGACCGGCGAGUAUCAGGAUUGCUGGCAACCAUAGAGCUCAGGCUUGCUGAGGUGUUCUUAUACUUCGACGAUGUUGCUGCAGACCCUCGCAUAGUCUCUGCCAUACGCUCGGAACUCAACUUUCUACGCGCCGUUCUCGGCGAGGUUCGCCUUGGAAGUCACGAACUUCCUCCGUCGUCCGCUUUUCUCCAACGCCUUCAGGACGCCGUAGAUGGAGGCGAUUGGACUUUCCGCGUCGAUAUAUUGGCGGAGGCGAAGAGCGUCACGGUCCGUCAAGACUCCCGCUCUUUGCUUGAUCAGGAGCCGUAUUCGUUCCCUCUAUGGUGGACGACGUUACCGAGGGAAGUGUCACGCAUCCAGGCAGACUGGCUCGGCUUUGACCUCGCGGAUGUUGUCAUCGCCCUAUCAUUCGCUUCCGUCGCACCUCCAGAGUCUCUUCCGCCCGUGUCCGACGGGCUCGCAAGUCUGGACACUGAACUCGAGCGGCUCGCCAACGAUUUUCAGCCUCUGAUAAACCGAAUGGCUGAGAUGGAGGAUGCGGUAGCGAAGGGAGUUGAGGACCAAUUACGAUCACACCGCGCACGAUAG